Messenger RNA from Beauveria bassiana ARSEF 2860, 900 nucleotides. RefSeq lists its product as uncharacterized. The transcript is spliced from 4 exons. Lineage: Eukaryota; Fungi; Ascomycota; Sordariomycetes; Hypocreales; Cordycipitaceae. Bases 1 to 900 code for a protein of 299 amino acids. The record is from RefSeq and is a predicted model, not a curated record.
AUGGCAACGCCGCCAAGUGAACCAAAUGGCGUCCUAGACCAUCUCUCAGACAAUGACCAUGUCCCAGCCAUCAAUGGCCACAUAGAUGAAAAACAAGACCUGCCCUCUCGGAGCCAAUCUCCAGAGUCACCACAGCACCAACUUCCGGAUCCGCCAUCGCCAGGAGCCCUAGAGGAACUACAACCUUUCGACUGGGAAGCAUUUGAGUCACGAUAUGAAGCUGCCCUAGUCAAGGCCAGCGAAGAAGAAACGGCCAUCCUGAAAGAAGCAGAGUCCCUAUCCAAGUACUUCCAAGUCUGGGCUACUGCGGCAUCUUCCCAUGACGAUGCCCGAUCCGUGAAACGUUUACAGACUAGGCAGCGCUUUGUCAACUUGGCCGAGGAGAAGCUUUCGCAGAAGCAAAAACAUUAUGUUGAAGUCGUUCGAGCAUUCGAGACUAACUUUCACAAGAAUGAGCUGGCCGCAUUUCACGAUGCCCACUUCUCCAGCGCAGAAGUGAACAAGUUUCAGCAGGGAUUUUUUUGGCCGAACCCGGAGGUCAUCAGUAACUAUGGCAAGACGGAAGAGUAUUGGGAAGAAGAGGAUGAUUUGGGCUACUAUGAUGAUGGCGUGAAACGAACAUUGACAGACGAACAAAUUGCAAUUUUUCGUCAUUCGGAAAUUCGAGAGCUUGAACGCACCAAGGAAAAAGCAUCGAAGCAGCCGCACUCGGAAAAUUCUGCUGAAGAGCUGGACACGAGCAGAGGCCAGACUGACGGGAAAACCGCCAACAAGCCACGGGACGGCAAGAAAUGCAAGAGGAGAAGGACCAAGCAAGCCAAGCGAGAACCGAAACCUGAUCUGCGGAAACGAACAUGGGAUGUUGUGGAAGCUGGACUUGACUCUCUUGAUUAUGAUUAA